CGGGCCGUGGCUGCUGCUGCUCUUGCUCUAGAAGGGAUUUCUGGGUGGUUUCUCCUCCGCCUCGGCUGAAGCUGGCUGCAAAGUUUCCCCAUGGUUUCUUUCCAGGCUCCCAGGAACUUGAGCUCCUCCGAUUUCCCCUGGAGCCGGAGUCACGGUGGGGAGCGGUGCCCAGGGUAGCCAGCCAUGAUCGCCACUGGAGGCCUCUUGCGGAUCUCAGCCAGAAAACAGGAUCCCCUGAGGCCUCAGAGCGACGUCCCCAAACGCAAGCGCAAAGCCAAAAAGAAACGCAAGAACGAUGUGGUGGUGGUAAAGGGAAAGCUCAAGCUCUGCUCCAUCUCGGGCCUCAUUGCUCUCUGCGGCAUCCUUGUGUUGCUUGUGGGAAUUGCUUUGGCAGUCAUGGGCUACUGGCCGAAGCCAUUUUACCGGGCAGGGCGGCAUGGGGACAGGCAUCAAUCACCACCACAUGGGAGUGCCGUCAUAAGCCAUUCCAGGAACCAAACAGAAGGCCAAGCAGAAUUUCCUUUGGAAGAUGUGAGGACCAAUUCCUCUUUCAUGAACAGCAAGAAGAGUCUGCGCCCUUCCUCGCCAGCCCCUUCACCCAAUUCCAAAAGCUUCCUCAUUCAGCUUUUCUCACAGUGUCUGCAUUCUGACAAACUAAAGGUGCUUGGGCCCCUCAUCAUGGGCAUUGGCAUCUUCCUCUUCAUUUGUGCCAAUGCAGUGCUCCAUGAGAACCGUGACAAGAAGACCAAGAUUAUCAAUCUGAGGGACUUGUACUCCACUGUCAUAGAUGCACACAGCCUUCGGACCAAGGAUGGGCCACCCUCUUCUUCUGUGGCCCCAGUUCCCAUUAACGGCUUUGUUAACUAUGUACAGCCAAGAGGCCUGGAUUUAAAGCCUGGUGGGAGUCCUGGGGAAACUUUAACAAAGACAGCCUGGCACUCAGUGGUAAGUGCUCCCCUCUCUCCUCCAGACUUGGCUUCAUCCCCGCGCCGCUGCUCCUCCUCCUCUCCUCAACAACAGCAACAACACCCACCUCCCAGCUUGGCUGAGGCUGUAUACAGUAUAUAUCGAGAGAGAGCAGCUUUGGCUAGGACUGCUGGUAGUUCACCUUGUAGCCCCCCAAAUGGCUGGGACCAACAUAGCACUGCCAGUUCCAUUGUGGGUUCCUCGCUCAGCACUUUUACUUUGCUGCCACUGGCUCAAGGAGAAGUGGCAGAGCGAGACCGUGGUGGCUGGCAAAGGCCCCUGGGAGAACGAGGGACCAGGGAAAUCCCUCGGGGGGAGUUUGAGCUCAGUCUGACGGAUCUCAGGAGCAGCUAUAUAGACUCAGAGCGAGGGCAUAUAGUGGUACCCCGGAUGGGCAAGAGGAAGCCAGUUCUCCGACGCCAAAGCACAAGUUGCCUCCCCGAUGCCAGGAGAUCCCUCACCCCUGAACCCUCUCAGACUUUGGAUAGUAGCACAGACCUAGACUCCAGCCUUUUAGUUAAAGAUUCAUCUUCCAAAUCCCUUGAUCUGGGAGAUUCGCCACCUCUGACGCCAGCGGCAGCUAGGAAAGAUUCCCAGGGCUCUCAGUGUGAUCAGUACCGAAGCAAUAAGGGCUACACCCCACUGGAGGAGACGGGCACUUCUUUGGAAUCUGUUGCCAACACGCCAGCCCACAAAAUCCAGGACUGCAAAGGGAGCUCCAGUGGGUACACGGCUUCCUCAAAGGAUACCAGCAGAGAACAAACAGAAAAACAGCCUUUGAGAAUUCAGAGGCAGUAUACAAAUAAAGAGAAACUUUUCAUGAUCUCCAGGUCAGAUACCACUGUCGGGCCGGAGGAAGUAGACUUGGAAAAUACCGACGUUUCAGUCAAGUAAACUAAAAUGGAGAUAAGCAUCAGAACAACUUGUAAUCCUUCUGCCCCCUUGUGGAUCUAGGAAACCAGUCAAUAUCCAAAGCAUUGAAGUGUGUUAUCCUUUUGAAUUGCAUCAAUACAUUCCUGAAGAAGUCUUCAGGAAAAAAUGGAAACACAAAGCAGGAGUUUGUUCUGUUCAGCUGUCAGUCUGUAUUCAAUGCAAGCUGAAUUGUAUUUCACACUGACAGUCCAGUAAAUUCUUUGGAUCAAAGGAAAGAGAACAUGUUGACAAUAAUUGUGCACUUUACUGAUUUUAUAAUAUCCUGGUUGCCCCUUUCUCUCCCUCUCUCUUUCUCUCUCUGUAUCUGUGUGUGUGUGUGUGUGUGUCUUGGCUUUUGCCAUGGCGCUAACUGCACCCUUGCCCCCAAACUUCAGACAGAAAUGCAUUUCAAGUCAGGAAGAUUGAUCUCUUUUGUAAUGUUUGGCUAGAUCAGAAUACCGUUUUGCAGAGAUUAACAGAUGAAGUAUUAUGACAAAAGGUGAGGGGGAAAAUUCAGAGCUUUAAUUUCUGAAGUCAGGAAGAAAGAUGGGAGGUGAAUAGCACUGUGGACAACUUUCUGAAGUUCCUACAUUCCUAAAUUCAAAUAAUGAAUACUUUAUUAAGUAUUAUUGCACAUGUAUAAACUAAGAGCAUUAAUAGCAAUUUUUAAUUAAAUAAAAUAUGUUUACAAUAACAAAGUAUAUUUAGGUAAUGUUUCAUUUUCUGCUCAAUUCUUAUAAAUGAAAUAAGUCUUGUUUUCAGUUACUGUCUCCAAAGGGUUUUCCCCAUUUAGUCAGAAACAUUAAUUACAUGUGUUGAAAUCAGGGCAGUAAGCAGCAUCAAAGAUUUCUUAAAGAAAAGGCAAAGUGUAGAUAACUAAAGUCAGCUAAUCUUACUUAUCUGCUCAUAAGCAAGUCCUGCUGAUAUUGGUGGACUUUAUUCCCAGGUAAGUGAGCAUAUGACUUCAGCCAUAGUUAAAACCUCGAAGGAAGAAAGGAAAGGAAUGAUCAUGAGAUUCAUUUAAACAGAGGACAAAGUUACAUUUGUGUAAAAUUCUAAUGAAAGAAAUGAAACAGUCCUGCGCAUGCUUACUUCCAAAGUAAAGGCAGAACAAGACAUGUUAAUUGUGUAAAUACAAUUAAUGAAUUCUUUAAUUUAAACAAUGUAAAUAGCAGCAGCAACAGCAUCUGGAACACAGAGGUGGAAAGAUCAUGUUUAACCUUUCUCUCUAUUCCACGGAUCCAGUAAAAAAUUGACACCAGUACUUGCUAUUUGCAUCUGUUGAUAGGAUCUGUCUCUCUCUCCCUGUUUCUUGGAGUCCUGAUGCUGCUCAGGGAGCCUGACUUAUUCUUCAAAAUGCACAUUAGUGCAUUAAAACAAUUACGUUUGGCCCAAGAUACACUGUUGAAUGGGGCAUCCUUAAGAUCACAUCCUCUAAAGCUGCUUGAAUCAGAUUGUAAUGUUAGCAUUGUAUUUGGUUCUAAACAUAUUUUGAAAUCUCCUACUGAAGGAAUGAGUUUUUAUUCAGAUGAUUUGUAGGUACAGUAGAAUCUCGCUUAUCCAACAUAAACGGGCUGGCAGAAUGUUGGAUAAGCGAAAAUGUUGGAGAAUAAGGAGGGAGUAAGGAAAAGCCUAUUAAACAUCAAAUUACGUUAUGAUUUUACAAAUUCAGCACCAUAACAUGUUUUACAAGUCUGCCACUUGUUUGGGAGUGUGGCUGCAACUGUGUUGUUGUUGGGCGCAUUGGCCGGCUGUGCGUUGCUGCCUAGAGAAACAGCUGUGGAUCCGGGCAGGAGGCAGACUGCGUUGGAUAAUACAGAACAUUGGAUGAAUGAAGGUUGGAUAAGCAAGACUCUACUGUACCUGCAUGCAAGUUGCACAAGAUUGCCUAGUUUGUUUCUGAUGUAGCAUUAAUGAAGUGAGGGUUUUUUUUUACUAUCACUUUAAUCCAUUUCAUCCACUCAUAUAUUCAUAAAAUCAAAGGAAAGGCUUGAGAAAUUUGAUUUGUAACAAGCUUCCAGAUGUUGCCAAUAACAAUUUGCCCCUGUAAUUGCACUGAGCUUACAAGAAAUAUUAGUAAUGAGGCAAACUUGUUGUAUAAUUACUUUGGUUCAUUAGAAAUGACUAUGGUGCUUAGUCCUGAUUUCCAUAGGCUUAUUCGUCACUUACUACAUCACUCAGUGAUACCUCGUACAUUUGAUGGCUGUCACCUGACUGUGUGAAAUACUGUCAUUGGAAAGCUAUACAUCUAAUGUUAUAUGCGACAAUUUGGAAGUAAUGUAUUUGGUUUUCGGUUCUUAAUAACCAUUUUGGACACGGCAGACAUUUCUUGAUAUCACAGUCUGAAUGAUAGAUGUGUAUGCAUAAAAUCAGCUUUAGCUGAUGUCAUUGUUAUGGUGCUAAACAAUGCAGCAACAGAUAUACAGCUUGACUGCAACAAGUGGAUAAUCCACACUGUAGUAUUUGCAAAGUACUUAGAAUAAGAAAGAGGAGUAUUUUGUCCUCCACUUAUUUUGGGCUAGAAUUUCUAACAAUCCGGCAAGCAUGGUCAAUGAUAAGUGAUUGUAGUCCCAGACAUCUGGAAGACCAACCAUUUCACCUCAUUUAGAUUUAAGCAUUGUUGAAAUGAUUGGAAUCAGGGUGUUUAAACCAGUUGUAUGCAUAGCUAACUGAUGCCAGUCUAUACAGGAUUGGAUUAAAUUCAGGUGCUUACUGAUGAUGUAACUAUGAAUUGCGGGAUCACAAACUAUGUGUUCUGGCCUCACAGCAGGAUUUUAAAACAGGAUGGACUUUUUCCCAUUGCCAUAUAAACCUAUAAAAGUUAUAAGCAAUAAUGUGUAAAUUGAAAAAAAAAACAUUGCAUUUUCAGAACGGAACAUUUACAAAUUAAUUUGAGAUCUUUUCCUUUAAAUAUUUUUUUCAUAACCUGCAUUUUUAACUACAGAAGAAUCUGAGAAUUAAGGAAAGUUUUGUGACAACUGGAGCCCAUUGUGUUCUGUAUGAGUCAGCACCAUGUGGCAGUAUUAAUAUGGGAAAGAACUUGCUUUGAUUAUGAAAAGGAUUUCUGUGCUUGUCUCAGCCAUCACCAAAGAUAUGCAGGUGACUGGCAUGAUACGUUAAUUGCUUUUGCAUGCUAUGGUGGCCCUAUGGAGCUGUCAGUAUACAGAAGCAUUUCUAGCAGCUUCAAUCUAUGACUGUAACCCUGAGAACUGGCCCUCAACUGAAUAGCUUCUAUGACUAGAAGUUGAUCAAAAAUAAAUAAUCUCAGCAAUAUUAUGCUAA
Messenger RNA from Anolis carolinensis (green anole), 5160 nucleotides. RefSeq names its product transmembrane protein 200C (gene tmem200c). The coding region runs from base 184 to 1860 and encodes 558 amino acids. NCBI's taxonomy places the organism in Eukaryota, Metazoa, Chordata, Lepidosauria, Squamata, Anolidae. The transcript is spliced from 2 exons. The record is from RefSeq and is a predicted model, not a curated record.